Molecule: messenger RNA, 1345 nt
Organism: Dimorphilus gyrociliatus
Lineage: Eukaryota; Metazoa; Annelida; Polychaeta; Dinophilidae
Source: the annotation of a GenBank genome assembly
AGAGAGAGAGAGAGAGAGAGAGAGAGAGAGAGAGAAGAGCUACAGAGAUUAUAGAUAUGCACGUUUUGUAAUACUUUACACUUUUUCCCCCCAAAUGACUAAUUAGUCAACUAAAUAACAUAAAAGGGGAAAAUGUGUAAAACGCUCAAUAAUGUAAAUAGCAGGUCAUAUUAACGAAUCAAUAAGUGUUGAACUUAAUCGGAUUAAUUCAGUAAUCAUCCGACAGGUGGUGUUAACAACAAAAAAGAAAACUCUAACUUAACAACAGAAAAAAACUAAAGAAACUAAAGAUAUGAGACGACAAAAUAGAUUAUCUAUGCUUGGUAUGGAAAAGGCGUUACACAGCGUCUUUAAUGCCAAGGAUUCAGCGCUAGGAGUAACACUACUUCGAACCAACAAAAAAGAAGAAAGAUUGUUAGAAACUAAACUAAAGAAGCUUGAAAAACAAAUUAAAAAGCAUAAUACUCAUCUGAAACAGGAGAAAAAUUCAUUUCUUACAAAGAAACAACAAGAACCGGAACCUAUUCUACUUCUUGAACAUCCUAGAACACCUAGCGUAAAACGAAGACCGCAUUAUAUGUUACCCACUGAAAGUAGGCAAAAAACUCCAUCAACACUUAAAACUAUUGACAUGGUUGUCAGAAAAACUAGUCGAAAAGCUAAUGUUUGGCAGGCGGAAGAAAUUAAAUACGAAACGUUAAGUAACGUUAUUCUAACUGAAAAAGAAAAGGAGAAAUUAGAAGAAUCAUAUAGACCGAGAUUUAAUGCUACUCCUUCUAGGCCUAGUUCUAAAGCUACUUCAGUCUCAAACGAUAGUUUACCGUCAACCGUUAAAAGAUUAUUGAGAUCAACUGGAAGGAUACCGACGGCAACGUUUAUAACCGAAUUGGAGGAUAUUCCCCUCAGACCAAAGACACCUAAAUCAGUGAAAUUUAGAACUGAAAAGAUUAAGAAACUACAAAGUAUCGGUGGCAUUAGGAAGACAGAUGUUAAUUUUAAUAGAUAUAACUGAUAUAAAAGAAAGUUCAAAUAAGAAUUGAACAAAUUGUUUGCAAUUGUGUUUCUUUUUUCCUUGAAAGGUUUUGAAAGUUCAUCGAUAUUAAACAUGUUAUAUAGCAAAACAUUAUCGAUUUUUAAAUUGAUUUCUAAUAAGCCACUUAAAAAACCAAUCAGUCAACUUGUUCUAUAGUACUUGGAUAUUUUUCUAUAUUUAUAGGGGCUAUUUUUAAAGAUAAUAGCUAUUUAUUAAAGCCAAAUAUUGAAUAAAAAACAUUAAUUUGAUUUGAUUUUAUUAAGGUUUUGUUCACUAUUGCAAACAAGAGUAUAUUACAUUUCUCAAUUUUUU